Marchantia polymorpha subsp. ruderalis is the source of this 2408-nucleotide messenger RNA. Lineage: Eukaryota; Viridiplantae; Streptophyta; Marchantiopsida; Marchantiales; Marchantiaceae. The record is from the annotation of a GenBank genome assembly.
UUAGAGUUACAUAUGUUUCUGAACAUAUGGUUUCGAUGGCACAGUUCUGAUGGUGUUUCCUGCACGGAACCUGAGAGAUGGUUGGUAUCUCUUCGAAGUUCUGCAAAUCUGCGUUCAUGAACGCCAUGCGAGCGUAGGCAUAAGAGUAUGCAGAGGGAUACCAGCGAGAGCUCGACGUAUUUGACUCUUACAUAGAAAAACUGCUUUCAAGCUCUUCUCGAAUCGAAGAUUAGUACAGUACUUGACAAUGGGAUCGGAGGAGUUGAGCGCAGGUCAGAAAAUUACUUCAUGGUUGUCCGAGUUCGAUACAGUAUUGCAAGACGAGGAUGUGGACCAAAUAUUGGAGCUAUUUGAUGACCAGGAAUGCUUUUGGAGAGACUUGUUACCUUUCACAUGGAACAUCGAGACUUUUGAAUCGAAAGAUGAAAUUUUAAAGAUGCUGACGGAGAAUCUGGCCAGGGUGAAACCGAGAGCGUUCGUGAUUGACGGGGAUGUGAUCGACAGACCAAAUGGCUUGAUGGGUUCUGCCUUUAAAUUUGAAACUUCAUUGGCCUGGUGCAGAGGAUUUGUAUGGUUAAAAGGUGGGAAAUGCUGGACGAUCACGACAUCCAUGUGGGAUCUCAAAGGUUACGAAGAGAAGAUAAGUCGAUCUAGACCUUUUGGUCCCACCUUGGGUCAAAUAAAAGGCAGGAAAACUGCAUAUCAGGAAAAACAGCAAGAGCAGCACGAUAUGGGACGAAGCAAACAGCCCUACUGUUUAGUCGUGGGGGCGGGACAGGGAGGGGUGAUGCUUGGAGCCAGGUUGAGGAUGCUGGGAGUCCCAGCCAUAAUUGUCGAAAAAAAUGAAAGGCUAGGAGACAAUUGGCGCAACCGCUACAAGUCCUUAGCACUUCACACACCAUGUUUCUCAGACCACUAUCCGUACCUGCCAUUUCCCAGCAACUGGCCAGUGUUGGCACCCAAGGAAAAACUGGCAGACUUUAUCGAGUGUUACGGGAAGUUGAUGGACCUCAAUGUCUGGUGCUCUACAGAAUGCAAAUCUGCCUCCUACGAUGAAAAGGAAGGCCACUGGACAGUGGUUCUGGAAAGAAAAUGCGGAUCCGAAGUUUCUGAAGUAGUCGUUCAUCCCUCACAUGUCGUUCUUGCUUGCGGCUUAGCAGGCUACCCCAAGAUGCCGAGCUUUCCAGGUAAAGAAAAUUUCCAAGGUGUGCAGAUCCAUAGCUCCAAGUUCGUGCAGGGGGAGGAUUAUACGGGAAAGAAAUGUAUCAUAAUCGGUGCAGGUACGUCAGCACAUGAUAUAUGCUUAGACUUGUGGGAGCAGGGAGCUUCUGAGAUCACCCUCGUCCAGAAAUCACAUACUCACAUCGUCACUAUGAAAGACUUCUUGGAAUCUCGUUUGGAUCCACAACUCGAAAAGGCAGAGCUUGAUACCAACUUCGACACAGAUGCCUUCGACCUCAAAUCUGCAUCCUUGCCGUACAAGGUUCUUCCUCGGUUGAACGUCCCCAUUUAUGCUCGCAUUGCUCAGAAAGAGGCCGAAUUGUACGACAAGUUGCAUAAAGCAGGAUUCAAAACCUUCAUGGGAGAAGAUGAAUCCGGCCUUAUCUUAUUCCUUCUGCGGAGAGCUGCCGGCUACUAUAUCGACAUGGGAGCAUCAGAACUGAUCGCCGACGGCGAGGUCAGGGUGAAGAAUGGAGUUACAGUCCAGGCGAUGAAGGAAAACUCGGUGGUUUUUGACGACGGCAGUGAGGUUUCGGCCGACGUGAUCAUCUAUGCAACAGGUUAUGGGAACAUGCAGGAAUUCGUCGAGAAGCUGAUUUCCAAGGAGGCAGCCGAGAAAGUGGGGCUGUGUUGGGGUCUUGGAUCGGGCUUCAAGGGAGACCCCGGUCCUUGGGUCGGUGAGUUGAAAAACAUGUACAGGCCUCUGCCAGUUCCUGCCUUGUGGAUUUUGAGUGGAGGUCUCAGCCACUGCAGAUUUUACAGCCGCCAUGUGGCUCUUCAGCUCAAAGCAAGAAUGGAAGGCAUUCCAACUCCAGUCUACAAAUUAGUCAGACACAAGGAACCAGAUUCUCCUGUUCUAGCUUCUAAAUUGUCCAGCAUCCAAAUGCAGGACUAGGUCCAAUGUAAUUUGAUGAAGUAAAAGCGUAUGAUCGGUUGUAUAGCAAAGAUGUCAUGCGCCUAGUUUUUCCUUCCCUUUGUCUUUGUCUAGUGCAUAAUCUUUCGUUGACUGAUCCGAUAUGGUCUGACGAUUGGGGUGACGAAGCAAUAUAGCCAAAAGAAACUCGUCAAGCCCAACAAGGAUGACGCGAACCGUUACUCUCGAGGUAUGCCCCAAUAGCGUCAUAUUGUAAAUUAUGUCAUGCAACAAAUGCAAUAUUCAAGCAAUCUAAACACUAAAACAUUCACAA